Messenger RNA from Phyllostomus discolor (pale spear-nosed bat), 3123 nucleotides. Its product is annotated as olfactory receptor 1009-like. The transcript has a single exon. Gene Ontology annotation, cellular component: membrane. Gene Ontology annotation, biological process: G protein-coupled receptor signaling pathway; sensory perception of smell. Gene Ontology annotation, molecular function: G protein-coupled receptor activity; olfactory receptor activity; odorant binding. NCBI's taxonomy places the organism in Eukaryota, Metazoa, Chordata, Mammalia, Chiroptera, Phyllostomidae. The record is from RefSeq and is a predicted model, not a curated record. Bases 351 to 1292 code for a protein of 313 amino acids.
CACGUAAAGUUCACUAAGGUGAGAGUUAACAGAUGUCUAUUGUGGAACCACCUGUGUUCAGUGAGUCAACUGAGAGGACCUUGAGCAAGCUGCUCCUCUUCUCUAGGCUUCCAUUUUUUCAUUGAUGUUUUGAUGGAUUCUACAGAGUCAUCAAUAUCAUAGCUGUGGGAGUGAUCUUUUGUGGUGGUUUCUAUUUCAUUUUGUUUUCCCAGCUGCAGCUUAUAACUAACUCCCAUCAUUCCUUGUUAGUUCAGUUUCUAGUACAUUUUUGCCGUGUCCCAAUUUUGAAGAUAUAUUCACCAAAUCUGCUGUGAUGCCUCUGUUCUUCUAAUGGAAAUUACAACCAGUCAAUGGCUAAUGAAAACUACACAAGGGUCACUGAGUUCAUUUUCACAGGUUUGAAUUACAACCCUCAUUUGCAGGUCUUUCUCUUCCUGCUCUUUCUGAGUUUCUACAUUGCCAACCUAACAGGAAACUUGGGGAUGAUUAUUCUGAUACGUAUCAGUUCCCGCCUUCACACACCUAUGUACUUUUUCCUCAGCCACUUGUCCUUUGUGGACAUGUGCUUCUCCUCAGUUGUGAGCCCCAAGAUGCUCACCGACUUCUUUCUGCAGAGGAAAGUCAUCUCUUUCUUGGGCUGUGCUUUGCAGCAGUGGUUCUUUGGGUUCUUUGUGGCAGCAGAGUGUCUUCUCUUGUCGUCCAUGGCCUAUGACCGCUAUGUAGCCAUCUGCAACCCACUACUGUACUCAGUUGCCAUGUCCCAGAGGCUCUGUAUCCAGCUGGUGGCUGGUCCCUAUGUCCUUGGCUUCAUGAGCACCAUGACGCAUACAACAAACACAUUUCGCCUCCCUUUUUGUGGCCCCAAUGUCAUCAAUCACUUCUUCUGUGAUGUGCCCCCCCUCCUCUUGCUGGUAUGUGCUGACACGGGGAUCAUUAAGUUAGUGAUUUUCAUCAUGGCUGGAGCUGUGGGAGUCUUUAGUGGUCUGAUCAUCAUGGUCUCCUACAUUUACAUCCUCACUGCCAUCCUGAGGAUCCGCUCGGCCGAUGGGAGGCGCAAAGCCUUCUCUACCUGCUCCUCUCACCUGACAGCCGUCUCCAUCCUGUAUGGUACCCUGUUCUUUAUUUACGUACGACCAAGUGCCAGUUUCUCCCUGGAUCUCAAUAAACUGGUGUCUGUGUUUUACACAGCAGUCAUCCCCAUGUUGAACCCACUUAUCUACAGCUUGAGGAACAAGGAGGUCAAAGACGCCCUCCACAGGACUGUCACUAGGAGGAUGACUUGUAGGGCUUAAAUUCUUAUCUGAAUGGAAAUUGGGGGAGAAAUCUCAGUGGAAUGACUGAUUGUGUGAUUCCUAAGGUUACUUGCAAGUAUUUGGAGGCUGGCUGACACCUCUUUAUCCAUUCAUCUAUCCAGUUGUUUGUUCAUUUAGUCAGUUGGUAUAGAGUUAUUAAGCCCUGUAAUGUGAUUUUUCUCUUUAAUAUACCAAUAUUGUAGUUGGAACCCACAACCCAUUUAAUUUUGCUUCCCUUGGACACCUCAUAGUCCAAUUAUUUUCAAAAAAGCUUUAUUUAAUUUCUGUCAUUAAUUUUCUAUCAUUCUGCUAAUAUGUUUUCUCUUCCUGCUGACCCUUUGGUAUUGGAAGUUUAAAAUGCAAUAUUUUAUAUUUUGCACUUCUAUGUUGCCUCCAUCAAUAGGAAUUUGUAAAAAAGUGGGAAUGUCAUGUUAAGCCCAUCAAUAGAAAGAAAUCCUUGGCUGUGAACAUUGAUUUUUGGGGUGUCCUUAACACAAAGAACUACACACAUUUUGGGGAAUGAAGAAAGAGCUGUGUUCAGCUCUGACAGUUGAGGUAGUCCACAGUGUCUGUUUAUAGAGAUAAAGAGUCCUGUGCUCAUUUUAAUGCAUUUCAUACCUGAAAGAGCUUGUGGCAGAAUGGGUAAGACUUUUAUUUUCUUAAGAUUCCUUUUUCUGGUAGAUGCUUAGAGAAUCACUUGAACUUCCCUUGGUUGUGCAUAUGAUAGUGCCUACUAAACCCUGUUAAUAAUGAAGUUCAUUACCCAGUCAGUACAGAUUAAUGUUGUGGUUAUGUGUAGGUUCUUCAUAUAGCCAGCUCUACUUGUUGCUAGGAAGGUCAGUAGAUUUGUAGCAUCAUAAGUGGGUACACACAUGCAACUCAACAUGAUGGUUGUGACUCCUGAGCAUGGCGAACACUGGGCAGCCCUGGUCUGAGCUUCUCUUAGAGACCCAGGAAUGCCACCUAAUUCCACAUUAUCUUUGUUGAUCUAUCUUUAUCUCUUAAUGUUGGAAUGAUGACAUGAAAAGGAGAGAGUUUCAUUGAAGAAAUGUAUAAGCUUUCCUAGAUGAUAUUUUAAUAUCAUGGCUAAAUUGUUAUAGAAAUGUCCUCAGAAUUUAAGGAAUUCCUUGGUCCACCUAUUUUCCCAAAAUAAAUUUAGCAAAUUUGAUUAAGAAAUUUCUUUGAAAUUCAUAGCCUGUCUCCUGGUUAGACUGAGAAAUAAAUUUUGUAAACUAUUGAGCACUUUUUUACAUACAAAGUGUUUUUGAGCUAUUUUCUAUUGAUUUUUGUGUAAUGCACAAUCUCUGAAAACAGACAAUUGAUCACUGAGUACUCACACAAUCAUAACAUGCUUUAUAAAUGUUAGGGGCCUUAGAGACCAGUUUAUCCUAACCAGAUGACUGGCUAGUCAUUGAGGCUUGGGGAAAUGCCUUCUAUUAUCUUACACUUUAUAAACCCCAAAAUGUGUCUUGCUAUCAAGUGUAUUUAUGGCAGAUUCAUUUAAACUUCAGAAACGUUAUUUUAGAGUGGGUUUCCUAUAUGGGAUAGAAUUUCUUUCAGAAUAUUUACUGGAAAUGGUAGAAAAGCACAAUUAUAUAACAAAAAGAAGCAAAAGUUAGAGUUGGAAGACCUCAUAUACUCAUAUAUUUAACAAAUAAUUAUGGAAUGUCUUUUGUGUGCCAGACACACAAAAGAUGAGCCUGGUGUUGCAGACAACAGUGAAAAAAAGAGACACGAUUCUGUAUCCACAGAGCUGACAGGAUGGCAGACCUAAAACAUACUUCUGUUUAUUACUCUUUUUGUGUACCAGUGAAGUUCGUAAUGAAAUAAA